Molecule: messenger RNA, 1155 nt
Organism: Brachypodium distachyon (stiff brome)
Lineage: Eukaryota; Viridiplantae; Streptophyta; Magnoliopsida; Poales; Poaceae
Product: chitinase 2-like
Biological process (GO): carbohydrate metabolic process
Molecular function (GO): hydrolase activity, hydrolyzing O-glycosyl compounds
Source: RefSeq, a predicted model, not a curated record
UAGUAGCAGCUUAGAAUUUAUAAAUACAGGCCGGCCGGCUUUUGCAGCUGCAACCAAGCAGUGCAGUGACACCAACUCCACCUCUGCAAAACACAAGUCAGCCACUACCGAUCGAGAUGGGCUCCUCAAAGCUCACCACAGCCGUCAUUCUUCUCCUUCUUCCUGCUCUCCUCGCCCCAAUGGCCACCGCGGCUUCAAACUCCAACCUCUUCCGCGACUACAUCGGCGCCAUGUACAACGGCGUCAGGUUCACGGACGUGCCGGUGGACCCGCGCGUCCGGGUGGACUAAUUCGCCAUCGACUACACCACGUCCACGGAUCCCCCGACCCCAACGGACGGCCGGUUCAACGUGUUCUGGCAGGACACGGUGCUGACCCCGGACGCCAUCGCCGAGGCCAAGCGGCUCAACCCGAACGUGCGCGUGGCCGUGAGCCUCGGCGGCGCCACGGUGAGCGGCAAGCCCGUGUUCUUCAACGCCACCUCCGUCGACUCCUGGGUGAGCAACGCCGUCGAAUCCCUGACGGCCAUCGUGCGGCGCUACGGCCUGGACGGCAUCGACAUCGACUACGAGCAGUUCCAGGCGGACCCGGCCACCUUCGCGGCGUGCGCGGGACGCCUCGUGGCGGGGCUCAAGCGCGCCGGAGUCAUCAGCUCCGCGUCCAUCGCGCCCUACGGCAACGCCGAGGUGCAGCGGUACUACAGGGCGCUGUGGGCGGACCAGCACGUGCACGGGGCGGACAUCGACUAUGUGAACUUCCAGUUCUACGCCUACGGGGCCAGCACCACGGCGGCGCGGUACGUGAGCCUCUUCGACGAGCAGAUGGCCAACUACCCGGGGGCCAACAUCCUGGCCAGCUUCACCACGGCGGCCACCACCACCUCCGUGCCCGUCGACGCGGCGCUCAGCGCUUGCCGGACCCUGCAGUCGCAGGGCAAGCUCUAUGGCGUCUUUCUCUGGGCUGCGGAUCAUUCCAAGAAGCAAGGGUUCAAGUAUGAGACGGAAGUGCAGGCCUUGUUGGCUAAUGCCACCGGCUAUUAGUCUGUACCAAUAUAUUAAAUUAGAGUUGGUGGUGAUGGUGUACGUCAUGUUAUUAAAAUUACAGCCAAUAAGCUAUUGGAAAAAAUUGUAAACAAAACGAAAAGUUUUUUCCCCA